This is a messenger RNA of Filobasidium floriforme, 2412 nucleotides long. RefSeq lists its product as uncharacterized. Gene Ontology annotation, cellular component: nucleus. The record is from RefSeq and is a predicted model, not a curated record. Lineage: Eukaryota; Fungi; Basidiomycota; Tremellomycetes; Filobasidiales; Filobasidiaceae. Gene Ontology annotation, biological process: regulation of DNA-templated transcription; DNA-templated transcription. Gene Ontology annotation, molecular function: transcription cis-regulatory region binding; zinc ion binding; DNA-binding transcription factor activity, RNA polymerase II-specific. The transcript has 5 exons. The annotation marks the transcript as partial.
UGUCGCCGGAUGAAGUUGCGAUGCGUCAAUGCGGAUGAUCCUCCUUGCAAAAGAUGCGCUCAUUUCGGGGAAGACUGUAUCGUUGGUCAACCGACACAGAGGAGGUUAAAUGCCCGAGCGAAAAAGAAGGACGACACGCACGACCCAUCACGGGCUCGAGAAGAAGAACGUCGGAUCGAACAGCUUGAGAACAAGGUCAACUCCAUGCAGUCCACCUUGCAAGACAUCCUUGCGGUAUUGCAGAGCGGUGUACCAGCGACCUCCUCCCAGGCUCCGCCAAACUUAGAACGACCUUUUCUGCCGGAUGCCGCUGUGGUUCCGGACAUUAUUGGAUCAUACGGCGAGAGAAAUCACCAUCCAAUCAGGAGUCAGUCAUCAAUAUCCGCUCAAGUCUCGCUACCUCCAGACGAGACCAUUUGGCAAGCGGAAGAGGUGAUUUCUCAGCCGUCGAGCCGAACCCACUCGUUUUUGCAAGCGAUGCCACGUCCUGCUCAAGGAGGAGCGAUGUUUCCAUUCGACAAUCCAGCCUGGUUCGUUCAGCCAAUCGCAUCAGGCUCAACCGUAUCCCUGGAUCCUACUUCACAUUCACAGGCCAUCAUCGACAAUCCGGGGCUGUCAGCUCAUGUGAACGAUACCCAUUCGAUCAAGCGUGCAAUGUCCUCUGAUGAGAGGGCAAAUUCCCAGUCGCCUUCCGAUGAAGACGACGAAGAUCCGUUGGCUCCCGGCCGUAUUGCGGCUCCUCUCGGUACGAUGGCGGAUUUGGCAGAAGUAGCCGUUGAAAGGGCAAACUACGAAAGUCGUGCACGCGAAAACCUGGGGUUGGCGACCGCUCCUGAACACUUGUCAGCAAGGCAUCUGAAGGAAUCGCGGUUGACAAGCCCAUUGCCGUCUCGAGAUCGAGCUGCUGUUGCAUCUUCCGGCUUGACGACCGAUGAGGUUGACGUGGUCGAUGCAGGCCUCGUGGAAGAAACAGACGCUCGGGAAUUACACCACCUCUUCUUUCAAGGCUGCAAUAUCUUCAUCCCGAUCUUCGAUUCUCAUUCAGAUACCUGGGAGAGCCUCAAACGUCGAUCCCCUUUGCUGCUCACGACGAUCGUGGGUAUCGGAGCUCGAGUGAGAGAUGGCGGCGGUCCUGUGAGCGCUACGCAGCACGACGCUCUGACGCAUGCACGCAGACUCGCCUCGAACACGCUUUUCGAUUCGACUCCGAAAGCGGAGACUGUCCAGGCCAUGAUCUUGCUUGCGACCUACAACGACAACGGCAGGAUUCCGGCCAGCCACGCGAACGCCCUCGCUAUGGCGAUCGGCUUGGACAGCCACCUGAUGCAAUUGCUACGAACGGGCAUGGGUGCCGGACUUUCUCGCGACGAACUGGAAUCCGAGCGGCACCUGGUCGUGGGCAGCAGGAUCAUUCUAUAUCUGUUUCAGCUCGAACACCAGCUCGCGUUCGGCACAGGGCGCCCGGCGCUGUUUCGCAAGGAUCUCGGUAUCGAUCGUUGCCGGGAGCUCCUCUCGCAUCCCCUCUCGUUACCUUCGGACGCGAGGCUCGUGUCUACUGUGGAGAUGAUGUCCCUAAGAGCGCCGCUCCACGUUCUCUUGACCAACUCUCCCGACCAAGCUUUGGAUCAGGAAACCAUCUCCCAGCUUCGAGAAGCGAAUGCUGGCUUUGAGAGGUGGUUGAGGCAUUGGGACGCCGUCUUUACGGAAACAUUUCCACAAGAACAGCAGUCAGACUUUUACCGGGAAUCGCUCGUUGCGCAGAGGGAGUAUGCCAGUCUGUUCACCAACUCACAGCUGCUGCGGGAGAUAAGGAGCGCAAGCGAUGUCAAGCGAAUGCCGAACGAUAAACGAGAACUAGCUUUACGCGCUAUGGAGAACGCACAGAACUGCAUACGAAUCGCUCUAAGGGGCAAGAGCUACGGCCGUGCUUUCAAAUUCGCUGUGCACUACACCCACGUAUGCGUCGCGUUCGCAGCGUCGUUCUUGAUUCGGAUCGCCAGAUUGUUCCCAAGCCAGCUCGAUCUUCGACAGACUGCCAAAGACGUCGAAGAGCUGGCGGUUCUUUUGUCGCAAGUACCUGCUGGCCGGUACGCUCGUUCGAUCCGUCUCAUUCUGAGGAGAGCUCGACGACGCAACGAGAUACCGCUCCCAUCGCGAGCUACGUCUCCCUCACGAACGAAUCUCGUGCCGACUGAUCGACAUGGGCCAUGUAUCCCCGCACAUGCCGAAUACGACCAGACGCCGAUCGACAACUCGUCUGAUCAUCGUAAUAUGAGGGUUUCCGCCGACGAAGCUGGAUUUUUCGACCCCUCCUUAGACCAAGGUUCUUCUUACCAAUACGACUUUGAUUACGCGCAGCGGCUCUGGGAGCAAGCUGGACUCUCCGACAGCAAUGACUUGCUACCUCUGUGA